Messenger RNA from Symbiodinium pilosum, 435 nucleotides. Lineage: Eukaryota; Dinophyceae; Suessiales; Symbiodiniaceae. The record is from the annotation of a GenBank genome assembly.
AUGGCCGCAGAACCGCGCCAGGGUGAUACAGGAGGUGAGAUCUUCGUGCAGGCUCUGAAGCAGGUGCACAUUGGACUGAUGGUUUAUGUGCUGCUGAUGGUGGGUGUGCUUGGCGCGAGGGGUUCAGAGUUUGGGCUGCCUCUGGUACCGCUGCUGUUUGUGGUGAUGUGGUCCUUGCAUGGCCUAGAUGGAUACCUUUGGGCCAAUUUGCCAUUGGACCGGGUCUUUGACCUGGACGACGCAGAUCCCGCGUUUGAGGAAGGGCUUGAUCACCAGGUCUAUGAACAAGCAGAAUGCCGCGUCCCAGAGCAAUCGCCAGCGCCGCCGCAGAUAGUCGUUUCCAGGAGAGGUCAAUCAGAUGGUUUUCUGGUUCAGCAACGGCCAUGCUCUGACGCUGAGUGGUUCCCGUCCUCAAAGUUUGCAGGGCGUCGCUGA